Molecule: messenger RNA, 801 nt
Organism: Notothenia coriiceps (black rockcod)
Lineage: Eukaryota; Metazoa; Chordata; Actinopteri; Perciformes; Nototheniidae
Exons: 6
Biological process (GO): cilium assembly
Cellular component (GO): microtubule; cilium
Molecular function (GO): microtubule binding
Source: RefSeq, a predicted model, not a curated record
GUGAAGUCAAACAGACAUAAUCACAGCACGACCGUUGGCUCCCUGAGAACCAAUGGGAAAACAGCUCAGCCUCAGAGCCGUGGAACACAGGCCGGUGGGAAGGUGGGACUGAAGGACUCGCAGAUCGGUGGACACGCAGGACUGAAGGACAGUGUGGUGUGUCUGACCAGCGAGCAGCUACAGCACAUCCUCCACAGCGUCCACACCUCCAACCAGAGCCAACACACACCAGAGGAUCCCAGGAGCCAGGACUCCAAAACUGGAUCCUUAAUAAAUGGAGGAGGGGGAAGUGGAGAGAUGAAGGAGGAAGACAGAGGAGGAGGAACAGAUAAUACUGCAACAUCUCAGGAUAAAGACAACAGGUUGUCUGGAUGUCCGUUCAGCUGGCUGGAAGAGCGACAGACCCUCAGCAGAGCAACCAUCGACGCCAAGAAGGCUCAGUGGAGGAGAGAACUAGAUGAGCAAGUGGCUCUAAAGCAGCAGCAGAGUUUAGCUCCUGGCAGACUUCAGGGAAUGGGUGCACAUGCCGCAUACAUCAACAAACUAUAUGGACCGGUGGACGCCCGGCGUCUUCCCCGCCGCACAAAGACCCGCUGCUUCGACGACGAGCCCCCCGACGCCCAGUCCGCCCUCAUUCGAUCACAGGUGUUGCCUCCCCAUUGCACUACAGGCCACGUAGACGCCCCGUCACCAGUUCAUGAAGGCCAUAGACGGUGUCUCCGGCGGAAUGAGGCACCUAUAGACACGUUCAUAUACGGUGUCUACACCAUAGACACCCGUCAUCAGAUAUACGGUGUCUAG